This is a messenger RNA of Striga asiatica, 1080 nucleotides long. The record is from the annotation of a GenBank genome assembly. Lineage: Eukaryota; Viridiplantae; Streptophyta; Magnoliopsida; Lamiales; Orobanchaceae.
AUGAUUCACAUCUCGAAAGUUCUCAGAUCGCUGCUUGCGCUAGUUAUUUCCUUUCGCGAAGGGAAGAUUAGGCUGAAGGGGGGGCAGAAUCGAGCGUCAGAGCUUGGGGAUCUCAAUAUUUGGGAUCUAAAGAAGUGCAAUUUGGCGUUCCUUGCAAAACUGGGAUGGUCUAUUGUCUUUAACAAGGACGCUUUGUGGGUUGAUCUUUUGAAUAAAAAAUACUUAAGGAAGACCGACUUCUUAUCCGCUGUUGCUCGCCCUUCGGAUUCCUAUACUUGGCGUAGUAUAAAAAAAGGUAGAGGGGUCCUUGAAGGCGGUCUUGCUGUCAACAUCGGAAAUGGUCUCUCUACUAAAUUUUGGCUUGAUAGCUGGUGUAUCUUCAGUCCUCUUAUCCAGCACGCUAAUGUCUCUAUUACUGAAAAUGAGGCUGAUGCAUCAGUAUCGGAAUUCUGCGAUGCUACAGUGUCAUCGGCAUACAGGAAUCAGUUUGCUGAUGGUCCCUCUUCUCCAAAUCCUUGGGGUCAAGUUUGGGAUAUACAAUGCACAUCUAAGCAGCAUAUCUUUCUCUGGAGACUUGCCCACAAUUCACUUCCUACUUCUCUUCUUCUACACAAUAGAAGAUUGCUUCUUGUACCUACUUGCUUCAGGUGCUCGUCUCAGGUUGAAACUGCUUUACAUGCUCUUCGCCUAUCGGCUCAGCUGACCUUUCCAGUUCGCUGGGCAGCUUUCCUGGUCUUUCUUCCUGCUUGGGUUAGCAUCGUCCAGGGCAAAAAGAAAGGCUCAGAGCUUUUAGGCGCUGAUAAUCUAGGCGAAGUAGGAGCCGGGCGUUUGCUAUUGCUUGCUAUACGAGCUGCUUGCCUGCCCUUCCUGACGAACUGUAAGGUAGUGAGCCAUGCUCUUCCUUCCAAGGUCCCCCACGCCGCCCGCAUGAAGGCCUCACUAAGAGAGCAACAGAUUGUCGGCACAAUAAAUGAGAGGCAACUGAGUGAAUUGUGCUCGCUUGUGCUCUCUGCCCAGCGAACAGUCAAGGCAAACCACCAAACAGCAUCGAGACAAAAACGAACAGAAGACAAUCCAUAA